CUCCAACUCUGAAGGGUUUAAGCCUCAGAAAGUUGGAAGCAACGAAGAAAAACCAGAUUGACAGUGAAGAUUUCUGAAUCUGAUUGCGAUUUCUAGGCAUUCUCAGAAUGUUGCCCAGAUGGAGCAGGGCCCUUCCCCAUGUCCCAAAGCUGAGGUCUUUGAGUAGUAUGGAGUUCAGCGAAGAUGUUGGUAGAAUUCAGCGCCAAAGCUAUGCCAAGGUUGCUGCCGCAGCUGUGUCGCCGGCUGCUACUGAUUCCACGGGCAAGGGUGUUCCUACCAAAUCAACCGUCAAUUUGGAUAAGAUGUUCUGGUCUAAGCCUUGUUCAUUGGCUUUGGCUCCAGAUUCCCCACUCAGAAUUGAAGAGCCAAAGUAUGCGGGCAUCAAGUAUUUUAUCCUCAAGCUGAUGCUGUUCUACAGUAAGCAAAGCAAGUCUAUCCGAGGGGCAAAUGUGAUAUAUAAGCGGGUUAUUUCACAAGUUGAUAAACCUGCAAUAUAUGAAGUAUUUAACUUGGAGAAGACAUUCAAAAUGACAUUCUCAUUGCUUGUACUUCAUAUGUGGCUUAUUUUACGCUGCUUGAAGGAAGAGGGAAAAGACGGUGUUGAAUUAGGGCAAUACCUUUAUGAGAUCUAUAAUCAUGAUGUGGAGCUGAGAGUGUCUAAAGCUGGGGUUAACUUACUGUUGACAAAGUGGAUGAAAGAACUGGAGAGGAUAUUCUAUGGAAAUAUUGUUGCAUAUGAUGCUGCCUUGCUUCCAGAAGCCAAAAAGGAUGAGCUAACAAAUGUUUUAUGGAGGAAUGUCUUCUCUGACGAUGGUGCAUCAAAGCCAGAUGAUGCUGCAUUACGAGCUGCCCAGCUGAAUCUUUGUACUUGCUUGCAGGCAAUGGCACGGUAUGUCCACCGGGAAGUCAGUUGUCUGUCUUUAACUGAUAAAGAAGCCAUGUUUUCAGGGAACUUCAUGUUCACCUCGUUGGAGAAAACAUCAUCUGAUUCAACGAGAAGGUGAUGUUCAGACGCCAAUAUGGGAAUUGAGGGUAUUGGAGGCUGGUGCUUCAACCCAACAAACAAAGAAUGUUAGAAACACGGAACGAAGACAAGGGAAGAUAUUCCUGUGAAUUCAAUUGAGCUGAACUUCUAGAAGACUUAUAUAUUUUUGUUGGAAUUAACCAUUUUACCGGCUUUGAAUUAUUUAGUUAGUAAUUGGGGUUGAUUGAAAAAAAAAAAGGGUUACGAAUUAAAGGUUGAUGGAAGAAAUCUAAGUAGAUACAAGAGUUGGGAAAACGGAUUAACGGCUAAGUUUUUUUAUACAAGUUCUCUGAAGUAUUCUAUUAUUUCUAUGGAUCUAAAUAGAACUUAGAAGUGCUCACGCCGACACUAAACAUUUUGUCACUAUUACGGUGCCGGUGCCGAGCCGCACUAGGUUGAAACCAAGUGGCGGGAAGAAGGUUACAUUCCACGUACGUUUUGAAGGGUAUAUGGGGAUGGCUCUCAUAACUUCUUGUGCCCGUGUGCUCGUGACAAAGUCAUUCGUGGGCAUGGGAUAGGUUGCAUCCAAGGAAGUUUUCGAUUGGCUAUCUAAUGACCCUAAUAUACUUGUAGCUUUUAAAAUUAUCUGUAGACAUAGGAUGAUAUUAUCACACAUCAGGUAUAUGUAUGCCUCUAAUAAUUGUCAUAUAUAUGAACUUGAAACCAUGCACUCAUGUAUCUUCAUAUACAUAUAUAUGUGCAGUCAGAGCAAGAGCGAGAUCAUGAUGUUUCAAGGGAAGAAGCAGUGAAGUUUUUCCUCCAAGAAAUUAGAAAUGCAUGGAAAAUGAUUAAUGAAGAGUUUCUGAAGCCAACAGUUAUUCCAAUGCCUAUCCUGACACGCGUUCUCAACUUUGCUUGCGCAAUUGAUGUUGUAUACAAGAAUGGCGAGGGCUACUCAAAGACCUACUUGUUUAGGGACCAUAUUGCCUCGUUGUUUGUUGAUCCUGUUCCUCUUUGAGGGGUAUAUGUAGCAUUAC
This is a messenger RNA of Rubroshorea leprosula, 2001 nucleotides long. NCBI's taxonomy places the organism in Eukaryota, Viridiplantae, Streptophyta, Magnoliopsida, Malvales, Dipterocarpaceae. The record is from the annotation of a GenBank genome assembly.